This is a messenger RNA of Beauveria bassiana ARSEF 2860, 1617 nucleotides long. RefSeq lists its product as uncharacterized. The coding region runs from base 1 to 1617 and encodes 538 amino acids. Lineage: Eukaryota; Fungi; Ascomycota; Sordariomycetes; Hypocreales; Cordycipitaceae. The transcript has a single exon. Gene Ontology annotation, molecular function: DNA binding. The record is from RefSeq and is a predicted model, not a curated record.
AUGGCUCGCGCCUUCAUAGCAGACUCCGAUGAUGAAUCGGAGCGUGAUGCCUUUUCGCCACCACCUGCGGCCCAAGCAGAGGGGCCGCACUCGUUUGUCAGCACCGCGUCGGAGCCUGUAAGCCUGGCCACGUCGUCUACGGAUCCCGUUUUCUUUCAAGGCAUCUACUACGAACAGCAAAGUGCUGCCGCCAGAGCGCAGCAGCUUAGAGGGGUCGGAGCUGGUAGUGUGAAUCUCCCAAUGACAGCACCCACUGGGACUGAGCAAACGGACCCCGUGUCGCUGCCGUCACAGUACCCAGACGGCACGCCAUUGGUGAUUGGGGACUCGAACCGUGGCUACGCUUCCCGCGCAGUCAAAUCGGCUAUCAUGAGAGAAAAGAUGACGAGGCAAAAUACCACAAGGACCGCGGAUCCCUAUGAGUUUCCUAGCAGUGCAGAGGAGGACCGGGGUGGUGGCGCGCGCCGCGCCGGCCGGAAGACGGCGACCGGUUCGUCUGUGGCAUAUCGUGGAACUGGUGGUGUUGCCGUUGAUGAGGAGGAAAAUAUGGCACCACCUUCUCAAAAAAGGCAACGAUUGAGUCGACGCAGAAAUGAUGCCGUGGACUCCUCCAUGCCGCCUACUGCACUGCCAAUCCACAGCAGCAUCCCACCAACCAUGCCUCCUGUCAAUUUGGACGAGAAUAUCGAAGCCAAACCCGCCCAUAUAACGAGCAGUUUGAUGCCUACAGUGCCGAUGAACGAUGAUCCGUCCCUCAUCAUCAAUGCUCGCGGGCUGACGAGCAGUCAGAAGGAGCAAUAUGUUGCUGUGGAGCAGCCAGCGUCUAGUGAUUUGCAGAAUCAGGCGGAUCAACAGGAUACUUCAGAUCAGCUCCCUCUGCAAUUGAGCGCCACGUCUCAGCGCCAAAAGACACAAACAAAGAAGUCGACCUCUCGCAAGUCGAAGGCGGCAAAACAACGGCGUGGCAAGUUUCAGUCCGGAGAGGAUCUUACGAGUUUUACUCAAGUCAACACGCCAGAUGAGACGCAGGAGAGAUAUCCUACAGUAGUUUUGCCCAAUAGCGAAGAUGACGGACAUCAAGAGAAUGAUACUCAGCCAGUUAACGACCCCGAACCCCAGGCUGAGACUCGCACUAUGCCAGAUCAAGCGAUCAGAAAGAAGAGAGGAAGGCCGAAAAAGAUAGUGAAGCAAAUGAAAAAGGCUGCGACCACGCAACUGGAGGCAGCAGAGUCACAGAAACCUGCAACAGUCCCAAAGAAGAGAGGCCGGCCGAAAAAGUUCGAAACGCUCGGAGUGAAAAAGCAGGAGGUGAUUGAGGUGGAAGCGUACGAGGCACCGACCAAACCAACAGAUGGACAUAUUGCCGGGGUUGUAACGGAGACGGAGGACACCAGCGACUCCAAGGUGGAAGAAGCAGUUUCGCUCAACAACGUCAAAGUCGACGAUGGAAAGAUUUGCAAGCCUGCUCCUGGUGUAACUGCCGCAGAGACCCCACAGAAACCAGCUGGCAAGAGAACAGCAACACCACAAAUGGGCAGCGCAAGCAAGCCACUAUAUCGAAUAGGGUUGAGCAAGCGGUCAAGGAUAGCGCCGUUGCUGAAAUCCCUACCCAAGUGA